Messenger RNA from Pomacea canaliculata, 5658 nucleotides. RefSeq names its product rap guanine nucleotide exchange factor 4-like. The coding region runs from base 764 to 3925 and encodes 1053 amino acids. Gene Ontology annotation, molecular function: guanyl-nucleotide exchange factor activity. Gene Ontology annotation, cellular component: plasma membrane. The record is from RefSeq and is a predicted model, not a curated record. Gene Ontology annotation, biological process: positive regulation of GTPase activity; Ras protein signal transduction. The transcript has 28 exons. Lineage: Eukaryota; Metazoa; Mollusca; Gastropoda; Architaenioglossa; Ampullariidae.
UGAUUGUGUAGGUAAGAGACAGAGAGAUGGAGAGAAAGAGCAACACAUAGACAGACAUAGACAAAUACUGAGUCUAUUAAGUGCACAUCAUCUCUGUAGACAGCAGAAGUGGUCGGACAAACACUUGCUGUAAUAUCCAACCUCUACUGUGUGUAGCACCCGCUGUGCACGAGCCACCCAGACCCGAGCUGAGAGUCACACCAGCGCAGCAGCUGUCGCGUCUGUGGCCGCUAAUCCACCUUAGGAGAGAGAUCGAUCGCUUUGGUCACAGAUGUUAGAACCCGCUCCCGCACCCCACUCCCUGCCACACUGUCCAGUAGCGCGCGCAGUCGUCUGCCUCCAAGUGGGGAGGAGGUUCGCCUGCUUCCACUCUCGCCGCCAGCGCCUCCUGCUGUGCAACAAGGGCUUUUAAACUGGAGAGAGACUACACCACGGAGAAAACAACGACUUACUCACGCACCUUUAGCGGGAUAAAAACACUUGGAUGGGAGGUAGUUGCACGAGCUUUACAGCGAGGAGUCGUUGCGACAUUACUUAACUGCGGCCGGAAGCUCUGCUUGGCUUUUUUAUUUCCAAGCGUCUCGGCAAACCCACACUGCGAAUGUACGGGAGCAGACGAUAGCGCGUGAGGCGGGAGGCGAGGCGGCAGUUCGAAGCUCAUGUUGGAUGUAGGGAGCUGUCGCUGUUGUUCAGACCCCGUGAGCCAGGAGAGGGCCAGGUGACAGCUCAGCCACGUGCGCCAGGGACACUGAGAUGCGCUCCUAUGCAGUCAGGUAGCGACAGCGGCGACAAGGCGGCGGGGAAGAGGAGUGUGGUUCCCCUUCCUGUGAGUGCUGGGCUCAGCAGCAGCAGCAACAUGGUUGUCAGUUGGCACGCCAGGCUUGAUAAAAGGCCGAGUGAACGAACAGCAGAAGAUCUUGAUGUGAUCCACAGCAAACUAAAGGAGCUCAAAGUCCUGGAGAAGUUCCACCCAUUCCUGCUUCAGCAGCUCUGCUAUUAUGGAUUUUAUGAAUGCCUAGAAAAAGGCAUUACAUUGUUUCGACAAGGAGACGUGGGGACCAACUGGUACACGGUGCUCACCGGAUCCCUGGCUGUGCUUACAUCGGAUUCGACAAGGCCAAAAGUGCAUCAGGAUGGAGUGAUGCUGUGCAUUGUUGGUCCGGGUACAUCGUUUGGCGAGGGGAUUUUGACCGGAAAACCGCACAGCGUUACAGUAGUAACCAAGGAUACCACCGAGCUGCUGCGCGUGGAACUGAAGGACUUCAAAGUUCUGUGGGAAGUAAGCCGCAACAUUGCAUCUUCUCCUCUAACUGUAUUGAGCAGUCGAAACAAGCAGCAGAUGGAGAGUGCUGUCACCCCACUAAGUGCCUUACCAUGCCUGUCUGAAGACAUGCGAAAGCUCAACUGUAACCAGUUCGUCGAGCCAGGAGACACCAUCCCCAACCCUGCCGCCCCCAUCACCACGUUCCCAUCAGAGAAAGUAGCUCACGCGGCGCACGUGCUGCGCACUGUGUUGAUGACGAGCGCCCCCUACAUGAUCAGGGACCGCAAGUUUCACCUGCGGACCUACCGUCGCUGCAUGGUGGGCUCGGAGAUGACCGACUGGCUGCUGUCGCAGAACACCCUAGUCCAGACACGGCAGCAAGGGGUGGGCAUGUGGCAGGUUCUGCUGGAGGAGGGCGUGUUGGUUCACGUGUGUCACGAGCACCAGUUCAAGGACAAGUAUCUGUUCUAUCGGUUCACCACUGACGACCAGGGGACGGGGGUGACGCCCUCUGCUGCAGACCGCAAGGCGUGUGAGGAGCAGCUGCAGGACACACUCCUGAUGCUGGCCAAGAUCGGCCCUGACGCCAUGAUGCGGAUGAUCCUCCGCAAGCCGGGGGCAGACCGGACCUUUGAAGAAAUUGAGAUCAUCUAUGAGGAGCUGCUGCACAUCUCUGCCCUUUCCCACCUGUCGUGCAUGGUCAAACGGGAGCUGGCCUCGGUCAUUGUCUUCGAAUCCCAUCCCAAAGCAGGAACUGUGCUGUUCAACCAGGGGGACGAAGGGAAGUCCUGGUAUAUUAUUCUUAAAGGUUCAGUCAACGUCGUCAUUUAUGGAAAGGGUAUUGUGAGUACACUGCAAGAAGGUGAUGACUUUGGCAAAUUAGCACUUGUAAAUGAUGCUCCAAGGGCAGCCACCAUUGUCCUCAAAGAGGAUAAUUGUCACUUUCUGCGUGUGGAUAAAGAUGACUUCAACAGAAUUCUUCGAGAUGUUGAGGCCAACACUGUGCGGCUCAAGGAGCAUGGUCAGGAUGUCUUGCUGCUGGAGAAGAUUCCGGUGACUGUGCCCACGACUGGUGGUUCCUUUCAUUCACAGUACAAGUACUCUGUAAUGGCAGGCACACCAGAAAAGAUGUUUGAAUACCUUCUGGAGACCCUUAUCGACAACAAAAGUGAGGACAGCAUGGAUACAUUUCUUCAAGACUUUUUGCUGACAUAUGUCAUUUUCAUGAGUGAUGAAUCGUUGUGUCAAGCCAUCAACAACCACUAUCAUGCUAAGUCCAAUCAGAGCAGUGACCAAGAGGCAGUUGACUUUAUAUUGUCUCACAAGAAGGGUGUAGUGCAAUUUGUGCUAGAGUGGUACAAUGUUGCUGGAGAUGCUUUCUUGGAGAAUCCUGCAAUUACCAAGUUUUUGAAGGACUUGAUUCAGUCGCUAGAGGAGGACAUGCAGAUCUAUCCCCUCUUGUCUAUGGAACAUGAACUGCUCACCAAUCUUACAAGUUAUAGUAAAAGCACUACCUCCACAGGUCGUCCAACUAAAAAGAAGGCAACACAUUCCUUGAUCAUAAGCCGAAAGUCGUCUCUAAAAUCCCAGCAAGGCUCUGAGAAGAAGAGACCAAUCAAAGCUAAAGAUGAAAAUAUAUUCAAGGUGUACUGUGCUGAUCACACAUACAGCACCCUGCGUCUUCCUAUGGAUUCCACAGUGAAGGAGAUAAUUAUUGCAGCUCGGGAUAAGCUGUGUCUAGGAGAUGACCCUGUCUUGUGUGAGGUCAAGUCCACAGGAGAGAGGAUUGUUUUCAGAGAUGAAGAUAUUUGCAUCACUACGAGUCUUAGCUUGAAUGGGAGACUUUUCAUCACGCCCCCUGAGCACUUAGAUGCUUUGACUCCCUUGCCAGAGCAAGAGGGACCCAGCACUGGAACUAGCAACACUUUAGAAAUGAUGUCAACAAAAGAGCUUGCCUAUCACAUGACCUGCUAUGACUGGGAGUUAUUCUCAUGCAUACAUGAGUACGAAUUAAUCUAUCAUGUGUUUGGCCCAUCAAAAUUUGGCCGCAUCACUGCCAACCUGGACUUGUUUUUACGUCGCUUCAAUGAAGUACAGUUCUGGGUUGUCACAGAAAUGCUACUGGUUACAAAUGUCAGCAAGAGGGUACAGCUGCUUCGCAAACUCAUCAAGCUGGCCUCACAUUGUAAAGACUUCCAGAAUCUUCAUUCAUUUUUCGCCAUUGUGAUGGGACUAAGCAACAUUGCUGUCAGUAGGCUGUCUCAGACCUGGGAGAAACUUCCUGGAAAGUUAAAGAAGCUGUUUGAGGAAUUUGAGACCAUUAUGGACCCUUCACGCAAUCAUCGAGUGUACCGCUUGACUGUCGCCAAAAUGGCUCCUCCCAUCAUUCCAUUCAUGCCGCUUCUCAUGAAAGAUAUGACAUUCACUCAUGAUGGAAAUAAAACAUACUUUGAUAACCUAGUGAACUUUGAAAAAAUGCAUAUGAUUGCACAGACCCUAAGAACUGUUGGGUACUGUCGAAGCCAACCACUGCAACUAGACCUGCCUAACACGGUGAAGGCUUCAGCAGAUACAAAGAGUUACAUUCGCAACUUGCAGGUGAUUGACAACCAAAGGGUGUUGACACAGUUAUCUCAUAAACUGGAGCCAAAAAAGUCAUAGUAACAAGACGUGCUCGUGUUUAAAAUCAGCUAAAUAGACCUGCACGAGAACCUGAAGUGAAACUGAGAGAACUGUCAAGAAUAAAGACUUUGUCCUUUUAUUUGUACAAAUUCCAGCAGAAAUGCGAGAAUCAUUAUGUUAGUCAUUUGUACAUAACAUCACAAUCUUUUCUUUUUGUUCUUGAAGUAGUCUUAGCUGCAUGCAGAAAUAAUGGUCCAUCUAGGUACAACAGAAAUUUAGACAGUAAAUUUUUGCUUUGCUUAAUUCUAGCUUAGCGCAUUGUUUGUAAGGUCAAACAUGUGACCAUCAUGAGAAUGUGAAAUGCAACACUCUCAACUGUACAAUUCAGUACUUGAAUGGUGUGAUUUGACGAUUCCAAAUGAUGUGAAUUUUGAAAGCAAAUAUUUGAGAAAUCAAACUGUGAUGAUCAUCUUUUAUGUUAUAUGUGCGAAAAACAAAAUUAUGUGCAGGUGUGAUCAAUGGUUAGAUUGACUGUUUAAUGGCUGUUGGAGCAAAACGGAAAAAGUACUGUUUUGCUCUAGUAAUUUAGUAACUGGUGGGUACUGAACUUUUUAUUUCUGACAAACAGCGGAUAUGUCUUCAAUAAAUGCACAAGCCUACAACAAGGCAGCAAGUAAACGGUUUUAGAGUGAGGAGAAAAAUAUGCAAAUGCCAUCCACUCUUCAACUCCGAAAGUGGGCAUAUUCAGAGACGUUGUGACAUGAAGGCAUAACAAAGCUAUAAAGACAUAUUAAUGCUUUUGAGGCAAAUUACAGGAAUUUUAGAUUGGGAUAAUAAUAUUCACAUCCCUCAAAUGUAUCAUCCCUAUUGUUUCUAUGUUGACAUAUGUACAUGUGGAACACAACAAACAUUUAAUUAGAAGAAGCAUAGUUUGUUUUUGCAAUUCUAGAGCUGCUGAAUACCAUUACUUCAUUCUGCUAUUUCGUUCUCUGUCAUGGAUUUAAAAAUGACAAUAUUUUUACUAUAUAUAAUCUGACUCUUACAGUCUGUUUUAAUUUCUGUGUAAAUAGAAUACUUUUUCAUUUUGAAUUUUUUGUGUGCUGUUUUUUUUUUUUGUUGCAUAUUUUGAAUUUUAACAAAAGAAAUUUACAAUGUACAAUGCAUAAAGUUUCAUCUUGACUGAACACCUUCAUUCUCUGUAGUCCUUUGCUUAUAUUUUAUAAACAUGUAAAAUGAAUAGCAACGAUAAAAGUAUGCUGCCUUAACUUCUGUUUUCUCUUGUUCUACACAUAUCGUGAUCUUAAUUUGUUACGGUCGUGCAGGAGAGGAACAGAUAAAGUUUAUUGUAUUUUCAUUUAUGCAACAUGAAUUAUGAGGUCAUUAAAUUAUAGAAAUGGAUCUAUGGCCUCAUUUUACAGCAGCACAUUCCGAGUUUAAAUAAAACAGUGAUCAACAUAUUAAAAAUUUUAACAAAACUUUUGUCAUAUUUAAUGCAGUGUAAAAUAUUGUAAGAAACUUUUGUCUAUUAGCUUUUGAUAAAGGCUCAAUUAUGAUCUAUCGUCCUGAUAAAAGAUUUUUUUUAAACAAUGCAUAAACUAAAAAUGUUGUGUAUUUCUUAGCUGCUAUCAUUUGUUUGCAGGGUAACUGAGUUUGUGAAAAAAGAAAAAUUAUACGAAAAUUACGAAACAUAAUUUUCAUUGGUUGUGAUCAUCAAUCAUGAAGUUGAAGAGAUCUAAGAAUUUCUAUUGACAAAUAAAUAAAGAAAAGAGGAC